Molecule: messenger RNA, 3087 nt
Organism: Beauveria bassiana ARSEF 2860
Lineage: Eukaryota; Fungi; Ascomycota; Sordariomycetes; Hypocreales; Cordycipitaceae
Product: SNF2 family domain-containing protein
Exons: 2
Coding region: 1-3087 (1028 amino acids)
Cellular component (GO): cytoplasm
Molecular function (GO): ATP-dependent chromatin remodeler activity; ATP binding
Source: RefSeq, a predicted model, not a curated record
AUGGUUAAUGUACGCGCACCACCUUCAAAAUCUUUGGCUAGUCGGCUCGCAGGGGCUGACAGUGCUGGCUCCGCCAAGGCGAAAUCUUUGGACGACGAUGAUGAUAUUAGUGCUAUCGUCAACAAUUGGGCCGCAGUCAAGAGCAUCGUCCGCGAAGGACGGCCAAACCCAGAAUCUACCACGGUGCCACACCUUGGGCAUCCGACGAAGCUGGUAUCGUCCCGCAAGCAGAAAGCCGACGUCUUCAUCCGUCAGACAACCCGACCCGAACACCACAUAAGCAGCACCAAAGUCAAUGCUCCAAAGCCCCGCGCAUACGCCGAUCGCAAACCCCCUCCUCUGCCCGUCUUCAAUUCAAAUCAGCCCGACAAGCCUACCCGCGGCAAGUUGGGAGAAGAAAUUUUCUAUACCGACCCAGCAAAGGCCAGUGCAGAUUUGAAGGCUCUGCUUGAAGGUGGCGUGGAAGAUGAGGCUGAAGAAGAGGAGCAGCCAGAGCCUUCAGGACCUGCAGGCAUAUCGGACGAAAAGAAGACCGAAAAGCCCAAGAAGCAAGAGAAACAGCGAAUCAGCAAGGAUGGCAAGAUUGACGGUCUGAAGGUCCGGCUAUUACCUCAUCAAGUGGAGGGUGUUGAAUGGAUGCUUGGUCGCGAACUCGGACCUGUAAAGCGAGGUACUGUGCCGAAGGGGGGGCUACUCGCUGAUGACAUGGGUCUUGGUAAAACUCUCCAGACCAUAUCUCUCAUUCUUUCCAACCUCAAACCCGAAAAAGGCUCAGAAAAUUGGAAGGCGCAAUAUGAAAAGACGGAAAAGACUACUUUGGUUGUCGCCCCACUGGCACUCAUCCGGCAAUGGGAGCACGAGAUAAACGACAAAGUGGAAAAAGCUACCGGGUUGAAGGUUCAUGUUCACCACGGCCCGCAAAGAACAAAGAAUUUUAAGGAUCUCCUCAAAUACAACGUUGUCAUUACGACGUAUCAGAUUUUGGUAUCAGACCAUGGCAACUCGUCAGAGGCCGAAGAUGGGAAAAAGACCGGUUGCUUUGGCCCAAUGUGGUGGCGCGUUGUCUUGGAUGAAGCUCACACCAUCAAAAAUCGCAAUGCCAAAUCAACAAAAGCUUGCUAUGCCCUACGUUCAGAAUAUCGCUGGUGUUUAACUGGCACACCGAUGCAAAACAACCUCGAUGAGCUGCAGUCACUCAUAAGGUUUCUGCGAAUUAAGCCAUACGACGAAUUGCGACAGUGGAAGGACCACAUUGACCAGCCCUUGAAAAAUGGCAAGGGGCAUAUUGCCAUUGGACGCCUUCAUAGUGUUUUGCAGUGCUUCAUGAAGCGACGCACAAAAGACAUUCUCAAGGAAGAAGGUGCAUUGAGACCUGGAGGUAAGCCCGUCAAGGGCGAGGAAGACGAUCCGGGUCCUGGCUUCAAGCACACCGAACGAAAGAUCGUCACCGUUUCCGCCGAACUUUCUGCUGCCGAGCGUCACUUCUAUGACCGUCUAGAAGAUCGCACUGGCGAGAGUAUGAAGCGUAUGAUGCAAGAAAAGCUCAACUACCUUAAUGCCUUUACGCUGCUCCUGCGUCUGAGGCAAGCGUGCAAUCACCCGAAGCUCGUGGAGGGCAAGAUUGAGAAGGAUCGAGAUGCUAUGACUACCGACAGCAGCCAAGGUCAAAGCCAAAGUCAAAGGUCACAAGAGACCGAGAUUGAUGCCAUGGCAGACCUGUUUUCUGGAAUGGGGAUAGAAUCCAAGAAAUGCAGUGUUUGCUCUCUGGAUCUUCCCAAAGACGACGCCGCGAAGGGGCUAAGUACUUGCUCAGAUUGCACGGAAGACAUGGCCCAGUUCAAGGAUUUUGAAAAGAGCAAGAAGAAUAAAAAGGCAAAGAAGCCCAAGGUCAAGAGCAAAACCAAAUCGCACAAGCAGCGCCAACCUGAGCGAAAGCUGCCAGCAACAGCCAGCCAAACAACUCGACGUCCACGAAACCGCAAUACUGUCAUUGACAGCGAUGACGAGGAUGAUGACGAGGGUAGCUGGCUGGUUCCAGACGGCGAGAGAGGUUCUCUCAACCUGGGCAAGGCCGGAGGUGAAGAAGACGAAAAUGCUGCUGGCCCUACCGAGUGGCUUCGAUCCGACUCAGAAGAGUCUGAAGAUGAAGACGAGAGCAAUCUGAGCAGCUUCGUUGUGGAUGAUGAGAACGGUCCAAAGCCUACACAAGACUCGGAUGAUUCUCUCCUGUCGAUGGACGCCUUGACUAGGCAACUUGCGUCACAGACACUGGAUGACAAGCACACUAGAGUCUCUCAGGCUUCUGCAACAGAGAGCGAGGACGACGGUAGCUCUAAUGAUGAAUCGUCAAGCUCCACGUCCGGUAUUGACGAGUCGGAACUGUAUUCUGACGACGACGACGUGCGUCCGGCACCUGGGUCGAGCCAGAUUGUAGCCUCGGCCAAGAUUCGCGAACUCAGUCGCAUUUUACAUGCCGAAGCCCACGAACACAAGUUUAUUGUCUUUUCCCAGUUCACGUCCAUGUUAGACCUCAUCGAGCCCUUUAUCCGUAAAGACGGCUUCAAGUUUACGCGCUAUGACGGCAGCAUGCGCAACGACGAACGCGAAGAGAGUCUACGGAGACUGCGCGAGGACAAGAACUGCCGUGUGCUGCUGUGUAGUCUCAAGUGUGGCAGUCUGGGUCUCAAUCUCACGGCCGCCACUCGUGUCGUCAUUGUCGAACCUUUUUGGAAUCCUUUUGUCGAGGAACAAGCCAUUGACCGCGUUCACCGCCUCAACCAGACCGUCGACGUGAUUGUGUACAAGCUGACCGUCGCCAAGACGGUCGAGGAGCGCAUCAUUGACCUGCAGGAUAAGAAGCGCUUGCUCGCCGAGCAGGCCAUUGACACGGGCGCCAAGAAGGGCGCGCUCAAGCUUGGUCUGACUGAGAUUAUCGACAUGUUUAAGCCUGGCGGCCACUUUAGCGGCGGCACGGGCUCCCACGGCCUUGGCGAGCAGAUUCAAGCCGCUUCGCGCUUCGUCGGUGCUGCUAAGAAGGCGCCGUCGUCGAGACGAGAGGAGAGUACCGUCUAUGGACGGCGUUGGUAG